GAUAUUACCUAUCCCACGCAUCAUCAUUACCUGCAUACAUAGUAUUGCAUUCUGGGAUACUGCGGUCGGCAGUUAAGUUGCCGUUCAACUUUCACACUCGCUUUCCCAUUACAUAUACGCCCAUUUUGGGACACAGGGUUCCCUCUCUUUGUUUCUAAGUGCUUGCUUGCUUCUCACUGUGCACUGCUACCGACGCUGCCCAACAAUGAGGGGCUUCAUCUUUGCCACAGCCUUCACCGGCGUAGCCUCCAUGGCUAUAGCUCCGUCUAUGAGUUCUGAGAAACUCGACAUCGACACGCGAGAGCCAGGUCUUCCCCCGACCGUCGACGCUUCGGCCACUAGGUCGGCCUGGGUAUCUUCCUAUUCCUAUGGCAAAAAGAAGUUCGAAUGGGAGCACCCGAAUCACUGGCUUCCCUCGGGGCCCGGAUACCUCGACCUUGACUCCCUUGAGAAAGGAUACCGCGCACACCUUAUGGCCAUGGAUAGUUCAGCUUCUUGGCUACACACGAGCGUGGUUGGGGUCAAGCGCUUCUUUGGCAUGUGAGAUACAUGUAGCGCAUGGAAGUCUGAGGAGCCAAUGAGUUACCCGUGUUGCACUUUCAUUUUUUGGUGUUCAUGUGUCUACUCGAGUAACAUUUGCGGUAUUUGCGCACAGCUAUCCAUUCCUUUUCAAAGCUUCAGACAUGUCUCUCAGAAAUACCUACCUAGCUAGCGAGGUGGUUCAUAAAGUAAUUCGCAUUCACUGAAUGCAGAAUUGAGUCCUGUCUCUCGUGCUUAGAUGCAAACAACACUGAAGAAAACUGCGUACCUAAUCAAUCUACACAAAAAUAUUCUAUUGACUUCC
Messenger RNA from Podospora pseudopauciseta, 844 nucleotides. RefSeq lists its product as uncharacterized. NCBI's taxonomy places the organism in Eukaryota, Fungi, Ascomycota, Sordariomycetes, Sordariales, Podosporaceae. Bases 206 to 544 code for a protein of 112 amino acids. The transcript has 3 exons. The record is from RefSeq and is a predicted model, not a curated record.